Messenger RNA from Eublepharis macularius, 2074 nucleotides. RefSeq names its product ectonucleotide pyrophosphatase/phosphodiesterase 7 (gene ENPP7). The record is from RefSeq and is a predicted model, not a curated record. Bases 15 to 1370 code for a protein of 451 amino acids. The transcript has 6 exons. NCBI's taxonomy places the organism in Eukaryota, Metazoa, Chordata, Lepidosauria, Squamata, Eublepharidae.
UGCCGGCAUUAGAAAUGCUUGCGUUCCUGGGGCUGGUGGUGGCUUCCCUCUUGGCCCUGGGAGCUUCUGCCCCGUUGCAAGGAACAAGCACCCGCAAGAAGCUCCUACUGGUUUCCUUCGAUGGCUUCCGCUGGAACUAUGACCAGGAUGUGGACACCCCCAACUUGGAUGCCAUGGCGAGGGACGGGGUGAAGGCACGCUACAUGACUCCUGCCUUUGUGACCCAGACAAGCCCGUGCCACUUCACCCUUCUUACAGGAAAGUACAUUGAGAACCAUGGGGUAAUUCAUAACAUGUGGUUCAAUACCAGCACUGGACAGAAGCUUCCCUAUUACAACACUCAGAGAGUGUCAGCUUGGUGGGACAAUGGCAGCCUUCCUAUUUGGAUCACAGCGCAAAAGCAGGGUCUGAAGACAGCCUCCUUUUUCUUUCCGGGCGGGAAUGCCACCUACCGUGGGGAAGAGGUGAACAUCAAGAGAGUGGAAAAAGGUGGUCUCCUUCACAAGUACAACAAUGAGACUGAGUGGAGGGAAAACAUAGAUCUUGUCAUGAAGUGGUUCACCAAGGACAAUCUUGACUUCGUUGCCCUUUAUUUUGGAGAGCCUGACUCCACAGGACACAAACACGGCCCAGAGUCUCAGCAGAGGAAGGAAAUAGUUAGUCAAGUGGAUCGGACAGUUGGUUACUUGAGGCAGAGCAUCAAAGACCAUGGCUUGAACUCAGCACUGAAUUUGAUCAUCACAUCUGACCAUGGCAUGGAAACAGUACAAAAACAAGAUGAAAUUCAUCUACAAAAAGUAGCAAACUUCUCUUUUCAGGACAUCCAGUUUGAGCUGGUAGAUUAUGGACCACAUGGGCUACUAGUGCCGAAACCUGGAAAACUAGAACAAGUUUAUGAGGCCCUGAAAGAUGCUCAUCCCAGACUCCAUGUCUAUAAAAAAGAGGAAUUCCCCAAGAGAUUCCAUUAUGCCAACAACACCCGGAUCACACCUCUUGUGUUAUACAGUGACCCUGGCUAUGUCAUCCAUGGGAGACUCAAAGUGCAGUUUAACAAAGGGGAACAUGGCUUUGACAAUGAAGACAUGAACAUGAAAACCAUAUUUCGAGCGGAAGGCCCAGCCUUCAAGCGCGGUCUGGAGGUGGAGCCUUUUGAAAGCGUGAAUGUUUAUGCCCUCCUUUGCAAACUCCUGGAGAUCACACCUGAGCCCAAUGACGGGUCCUUGAAUGCCACACAGCACAUGCUGCUCAGGUCUGCAGGAACUGCUAUGAUUUCGUCUCCUCGAUUUACUUGGGAAAUGGCAUUGGUGCUGGGCUCUCAGUUGCUUGUCUGGGAUGCAUGGUCGAGAUUGCUUGCUAUGGGUUCUUGGUAAGAGUGUCCUCCAAACGCCUGAGAAAAACAUCAGCCAGUGGAAAGAAGUGCUUCACCCAGUCAAUGGAACGUCCCCACUGAAUGUCACACACUUCAAGACGGCACCCCUCAAGUCCUCAAAAAGCCCAUAAUUGAUUAUUCUUCCACACGAGAUAGAUGUGCAUGUAUGCAUGAACAGAAGGUGCUCUGCGAAGCUGUCCUGUGUGUGGAAUGGGGAGGGGGGAGGUAACUGUGGAAAGAUUCUCAAUCAUUUCAGCUAUCGACAUGCUGUUGGUCAGGGCAUUUUAUGUGUGACAGAACUGAGAGAAAAAGCCAUCUUUGCUCUUUCUACAAUAUUCCCAACACAACCCUACCUGACUGAAACAAGAUUUUUAUCUGCUUCAAGCUUACCCUACACCCAUCGAGUGAUGCUUGAUUAACCUUUGGUGGAUGGCUGAGGGCUUCUUUUUACAAAGGCUAAAACAAAGGUUUUUUUAAGGAAUUCGCAAGCCAUUUAAGAGCACCCACCUAAUUUUCCAACCCCUCUUGCAAUCUGGGGUGAAAUGUUUUUGAGGCGAUGUGAUAAACAGCCUCAAACUCAAAAGGCUGAUCAGCUUGGAACAGUAACAUCAGGCAAGAUUGAUUUAGCACUUCUGCAGCAAACCAAAUCCUGGAAGACAUUUCAGGUUUUCCUCUGUAAUUAUAUAAUUAAAGGAGAACCUCUUG